Molecule: messenger RNA, 2520 nt
Organism: Onychomys torridus (southern grasshopper mouse)
Lineage: Eukaryota; Metazoa; Chordata; Mammalia; Rodentia; Cricetidae
Gene: Fam3a
Product: FAM3 metabolism regulating signaling molecule A
Exons: 9
Coding region: 564-1352 (262 amino acids)
Source: RefSeq, a predicted model, not a curated record
UGAGGACCUGAGGCCCCACAGCGCAGUGUAUGGGCCUAUGGCAGAGCGACGCCUAUAGGCUGUGGCUCUCUUUAGGCCGCCAUUGUCGUGCCUGCCAAGCUUCACUACGUGACUCGUCUGCUUCACCUCGCCGGCAGAGCGAGACCACUGGGAAACUCCCUGAUCCGAUCUGCGUCUCCCUACAUCCAGGCAACGUCCUUGGUCCGCCUGGUCUCUGCCACCAGCCUGGAGAGGACCGACCAGAGCGCCGGGCCUAGCACGGGAGGGACCCAGGUCCGGGAGAACAACUGCUACUUUCCAGUCCUGGAUAUUUCUGUUAGCCAGACUGUGAGCCGCCACGGGUUCCCAAGGCCCUGCUGGCCAUGCAUUGCGUCUCCCAGCGCUCAUGAGGAACUGAGCCUGGUCUGGUGUCUGGAGGAACAAGUUGCAGCACCGAUCGCGCCCAGCAUAGACUUGCCCCUGCCCCACCACCCAAACCUACUCUCUUGCUUCAUUCCUCCCAGAGCCCACGGUCCCCAAACAGUGCACCUGCCGGAGGUCCCAACCCAGCGGGAGAAGUGGACAUGAGGUUGGCAGGCCCCCUGCGAAUCGUGGCCCUAAUCAUCACUAUGGGUCUCACCUGGAUCCUAGUCACCAUCCUCCUGGGUGGUCCUGGUGGUAGCCUUCCUCGAAUUCAGCAAUUCUUCACCAGCCCAGAGAACUCAGUGACUGCAGAACCAAGGGCCAGGAAGUACAAGUGCGGCCUGCCCCAGCCAUGUCCUGAGGAGCACCUGGCUUUUCGCAUAGUCAGCGGGGCUGCCAAUGUCAUCGGGCCCAAGAUCUGCCUCGAGGACAAGAUGCUCAUGAGCAGCGUCAAGGACAAUGUGGGCCGUGGGCUGAACAUCGCCCUGGUGAAUGGGGUUAGUGGUGAGCUCCUGGAAGCUAGAGCCUUUGACAUGUGGGCUGGAGAAUAUUGUUUGGUGGGGAAGGGCUGCUCAGUGGGACCUGAAGCUCCAUGUUCUGUGGGCUCAUCUCCACCAGAUGUCAAUGAUCUCUUGAAGUUCAUCCGACCACUGCAUGAAGGUACCCUAGUGUUUGUGGCAUCCUAUGAUGAUCCAGCUACCAAGAUGAAUGAAGAGACCAGGAAGCUUUUUUCUGAACUGGGCAGCAGGAACGCCAAGGAGCUAGCCUUCCGUGACAGCUGGGUGUUUGUGGGAGCCAAGGGUGUGCAAAACAAGAGCCCCUUUGAGCAGCUGACCCAUCUCUCCCUGUGGCCAGUUUACCUCACCUUCAGAAAGACACUGCCCCUUUUCAAACUGGAUCUUCAGCUCAAGCAUGUGACAAACAGCCCUCUCACAUGUCCUGACUCUUAAGUACUGACUUCUAGCAGUACCUCUCAAACCAAUUUGAGACAGACAGUACCACCAUUCUGAGAUACCAAGUAUACACACAAUGAUGUGAUUACUGAUCAUCUGAUAAACAACAGCCUAGCAUUAGGGCUUCAAAAUGUUUUUUAUUUUUGGGGUGUGUGUGUGUGUGUGUACGUGAUGAAUGAAAAAAGAAAAAAGAAAACAUGACUGCUCUUAAGUAGAGGAGAAAAUUUAUUGUAGAUAUAUGAGAGAUGGGAUAGCAGAGGUAGAAGCAGGGACAGGGACAUCUGGGAGAGUCUAGAUGUCCAGGCUGAGCUAUGCCAUGUAGGGAGAGGAGGAGGGGAAGAGAGGAUGGAGAAAAAGGAAGUAACCAGGUACAGCAGCUAGGAGGCCCAAAUGUACAAUGAGAACUGGCAACCAAAAUGGUUGGAUUAUAUAGUGAAGAGCAGCCCAGCCCUCUGAGCUUGAGAAGUUCAGGGUAGGAGUUGGGGUAUGCCAGCCAGGGGGCCCCUACAAGGGGUAGGGACUGAGGGAUGCAGGGAGAACCUGGAGGCCAGGUCUGCUUUGUUGUGUUAAAUUGGCACCUCAGCCAUUUGUCUCAGCUUGAAACUUAAUGUGUGUCUGUCUGUGUCUGUGUUACAUGCCUAUGUGUGCAUAUGUUAAGGCCAGAAAGGUAUGAGGAACAUGAGGUCUCUUCCUCUAUUAUUCUCUGCAUUAUUCCUUUAAGACAUUUUCAUUUUCAGAAUCAGGUCUCUCACUGAAUCUGGGUUAGUGUUUUGGUUAGGCUAGCUGGCCAGCAGACUCCUGGAAUCCUUCUCCACCCACAGCAACACUGGGGUUUACAAGCACUUGCAGCAAUCUGUGGAUUUUUACAAGAGUACUGGGGAUUGAGAUUUAUGCCCACAUGACUAUAUAGAAAAUGCUCUUUCCCACUGAACUAUCUCCCUAGCCUCUAGUUUUUGUUUUGAGACGAGGUCUCACUCUACAACCAUGCAGCCUUAUUCACUAUUUUUGAAGCUGAGCUCAAAUUGAUCCUCCUUGCUUCAGCUCCUCCCUCCAUGCUAGAAUUACAAGUGUGAGCUCCCAUUUCCAGCUGCAAGUGUUUGUGAUCAUUCACAAAUUAAACCCCUUGGAGCAGUGGUUCUCAGCCUUCCUAAUGCAGUGAUCUCUC